This is a messenger RNA of Juglans microcarpa x Juglans regia, 1674 nucleotides long. RefSeq lists its product as uncharacterized. NCBI's taxonomy places the organism in Eukaryota, Viridiplantae, Streptophyta, Magnoliopsida, Fagales, Juglandaceae. The transcript has 7 exons. The record is from RefSeq and is a predicted model, not a curated record. Bases 184 to 1554 code for a protein of 456 amino acids.
CUUGUGAGUUUGGCAGUUAUCGUUGCAGCUAUUGAAAUUGAGGUGUGGGAGACAGACAAGAGGGAAGCCGUAGAACCAACCAAACCACUCUCUAGGCAACAACAGCAGCAGCAAACUCCUACAACUCUUCACAGUUCCUCUCCCCGCAAUCCACAAAAGCCAACCCGUACGCAAUCUCUCUAUAUGAACUCUGCAAACACUCUAAUCUACACUCCUCAUUCUCUUUCUGGAUUCUCUCUCCUACGCCAUCAAUGCCGUCUCAUACCUCUCCACCUCUCCUGCUCCUUCUCAGCUCCUCGACGCCGUCGUACCCGCCGCCGAAAGAAUCCCAGGCUCUUCUCUGACCCCUCCACGGCCGACCCCUCCCCUGACCCUACGCUCCAAACCGUCAUCGACCUCAACCUCCUUACCUCCCAUACCUCGUCUUUCCUCCAAACCUCGCAAUCCCAUCUCCACGAAUUCCUUUUCUCUGCCAGAGACGCUUACGAAGACCUACAAACUCUCAUCACCCUCGACUAUGACCGUCGGCUUGUCGUUUCGUGCCGCCGCUCUACGGUUCAGUUUGUGGGCGGUUUAGUGGUUUGCGGCUUCGUUUUGGUUUUUUCGUUUUCGGUUUUGUAUAAAUUGGGCUUGGGCUUUCUUCGGCGCCGUUCCGGGUUCGGGAACGGACCGGUUGUGGUGCGCAGGGACCGGAGCCUUGGGGGAAGAGAAGUCGUUGUUGGAAAGAGGGUCAGCGGGGAGAGCAAUCUUAGGGUUUCCGGUAAUCCUCUAUCGCCGGCUUUGCGCGCCAACGUGGGAGUAUCGGAGAGAGUUCCGAAGAAUCGGGUACGGGCACUGGAGAAGAAGUUACCGAAAUGGUGGCCGGUUUCGGUGUCGCCCCCGGGUUUUGUGAUGCAUAAGCAGGAGUAUCAGAGGGAAGCCGACAGGUUGGUUCGAGUGAUCAUCGACAAUAGAAUGGGCGGGAAGGACAUAAUGGAGGAUGAUAUUGUUCAAUUACGUCAAAUAUGCAGGACAUCUGGAGUACGGGUCUCCUUUGACACAACAAAUACACGUGAUUCCUUUUAUCGUGCUUCCGUUGACUUUGUAUUAAAUUCUUGCAGCAGGGUACCAAGUCACUCCACCUCUGUUCAGAUUUAUGAUGAAGAUGCCCCGCAAUUUGUUGCUGGUCUGGCUGAAAACAUUGGGCUUGAAAGCAUCCGUGCUGCAAGAAUCGUUUCAGCAGCUGUUGCUGCACGUACACGUUCACGAUUUUUACAGGCUUGGGCUUUGCAAAUUCAAGGUAAACAUGCUGAAGAAAAACUAGAACUGUCAAAGAUAUGCCUUAUCCUGCGGAUAUUUCCUCCUGAGGAGUACUCUCCUGAGAUGGAGAUGAUUGCUCGAGGCCUGGAGAAACACUUGAAAGUAGAACAGAGAGAAUAUCUGUUGAAUAUGCUCAUCAAUGUUUGCGGUGAAGAGAGUAGUAGAAGUGCAACUGAAGCUCUGGGUUUGAUGCCCUCUCCCGAAGGUAUUGGCGAUCAACAUGAGAGCAAUUACUCGGGAAAAGUAACUUUGUAGCAACACAUUGAUUUGUAAAGAAUCAUAUAUCCGUCUAGAUGAAUUCUUACAGUGGUAUAUUGUAUAUCUGGACAGUUAAUCUCUCUUAUUAUUAUUAUUAUUGGGAAAUAACUUCACUCA